AUGACAGAAAAACAAGUAAAAAUUAUAGUUAAAUACACCGGUGUUAAAGAAUUAGAAACCUCGAAUAGUGGUGAAAAAAGUAGUUAUCACCUUUUCACUCCGGUUGAGUCGAACAAUGAUAUUGAAGAAAUUAAAAUUAGAUACGAUAAUCACGAAAUUACUAAUUUAGAUAGUAAAUCUCCGAAACGAAUUUUUGAAAAGGAGGACACGAUUGUCUUGGUGGAGCAAGAAGAUAAUGGUAAUAAUGACAAAAAAGCAAAAGACUGUCCGACUUGCCUUGAAAGAAUAAACUACGAACUGGCAAAGUGCGAAGAGUGGGAAACUUUGCGAAAAACUGGAAUGGAAAAUGCAAAAAAGGGAGAGUGCUUUCACGAAAAAAGUAAUUUUCCGGCUGUCUUAGGUCAUAAAGUAGAAGAACAAAAGAAAAAAUGUUCGAAAUGCCAAAAAGAAUAUGUAUCCAGUAAGUCCAAUGAUGUAGGCGACGAAAAAACUUUUCCUCAUAACUGCUCCCAAAAACCUAAUCAGCAAGAUGAUGAAGAAAACGAGGAUGACAACCCUAAUAAUAGCAAAAUUGCCGAAAAGUCAACCGUGCGAAAAUAUUGUAAAGAUAAUGAUAUCAAAAACUUAGAAUAUGAUGAAGAAACUGGUAAGUUAAUAAUUACCUACAAAAGUAAAAAUAAACCUAAAAGCGAGUUAGAUAAUUUAAAUGAAGAACUCCAAGAGAUUAAAAAUUACCUGAAAAAGGAAGGCAAGAAGAGUAGCAACAAUAAAAGAAGACUCUUAACUGAAAGCGACUGA
This is a messenger RNA of Funneliformis geosporum, 798 nucleotides long. NCBI's taxonomy places the organism in Eukaryota, Fungi, Glomeromycota, Glomeromycetes, Glomerales, Glomeraceae. The record is from the annotation of a GenBank genome assembly.